Molecule: messenger RNA, 1697 nt
Organism: Rotaria sordida
Lineage: Eukaryota; Metazoa; Rotifera; Eurotatoria; Philodinida; Philodinidae
Source: the annotation of a GenBank genome assembly
AUGGGUUGCACAGAAAGUGUAAAUACAUUGUCACCGCUCGUAUCCUCGAAUGGCAACAGGAAAAGAAUUGCAUGGUUUUAUGCAGCAAAUCCCAAUCCAUGGGAUGAAGAUGAACCAAAAGAAUGGAAAAGAUAUUCAGAUUUUGAAAAUGCCUUCAUUGAAGAAGCUUAUCAACGUCAAGAUGACGAAGUAUUACUCAAUGACUAUGUGAUUGAUUUGAAGAACAACGUGCAAUUCCAGAAAAACAACAGAAACUUACGGAAACCAGUGAAAAGAGAAGAAAUCGAUGUUAGUGGUUAUGUGAGAGAAGAAAGAUUCUGCUAUCCGGAACGAGCAAUCCAAGCAUUUGAAAUGGAUGAGAAUUACCACGAUGAUCUUGCAAUGCGAUGGCGUGAGAGAAAUAAAAAACUAGUAAAUAAAAUUUUUAUAGACUGGAGAACAGUCGCAGAUGUUGCUGCUCAGGGUAAGAUGACUACUAUAUUAUACACUAUGCAACGUUCGCCUUUUUUGUCUUUUCUUUGCAGGAAUUUUGAAAGAGGGGAUGCUUUUAGCUCAAGAAUUUGACGCUCAGAAAAUGGCCGACCAAUUGCGAGCUUGUACAAAUGAAGAAGAAAUUUGGGCAUGUGCUGUACGUCUCUACACAGCAGAAUCGUUUCUUUAUAAAAUACUGAACGCAUCAAUGCGUAAUAAAGAUAUGAGUAAAGUCAACACACUGGGACCAUUUCUUUGGUUAUUGGAAAUGUAUCUUGGAAAUAACAGAGAUAGUCAGAAAAGAGUCGUUUAUCGCGGUGUUUCACUCGGCGACCAGAUGAUUGAAGAUUAUAAGCAAGCUGUUGGUACACGAAUUCAGUGGAUACCUUUCACUUCUACAUCAAAAGACCGCCGAGUAGCAGAAAGAUUUGGAAACACACUUUUCAUAAUAACUAUCGGUGGAUUUUUACAGUUUGGUAGCGAUGUAUCGUCUCUUUCACAGUAUCCAGAAGAACAGGAAAUACUUUUGUUUCCUAAUUCUAUAUACAGCGUGGAUAAAAUUGAAUGUGAUUCUACAUCUGGAAAACAUUUAAUCUUUAUGACACGACAUUUAAUUAUGAAACCAUUCGAAUUAUCAGAUUUACUCUCUGACUAGACCUCUUACCUUUCAAUACCUAUCAAAAUAUAUAAUAAUACCAUAUUCAAUAACAAUACAGACUUAUAUUAUUAGAAUUUGCUUUUGAGCGUGAGGAAGGGAUGCGCGGAUAUGAAAGUGACAGCGGACUGCGAAUAAAAACAAGAAACAUAUCUGGGGUAUUCCAUGGGAUCUCUAUCACGUUUACAUCGAGGAUUUCCAAAUUCAAUGAAACUUUCAGAAUUUGCAGACCAUAGUGAGCUAUGAAAAUCUGCAUAAUCAGUUUUUUAAAUUUCAUUAAUAAAUAGGGACAUAUCGACCAUGAUAUUUCUAUAAUUUUUAGCAAAAUCAUCAAAAGUUAGGAUUUUAUCGAAAAUUAUCUUUUAUAAAAUUCCUUCAAAUUAAACGCGUAGAUAUUAAUUAUAUAUACAUAUUAUACAUCUCCUGAAAGCUCGUCGUCUGGGCUACAUUUUGGCUAUAAUAUGUUGAAGUUUUGCCAAUAUCUUGACCAUAUUAUGUCUUAGGAAAGACGACACACUGCUACGCAUUCUUGAGCUAAAAACUUAAGGGUGUAGGUGUGGGUGUGGGGUGU